AUGUCGGAUAUUAAAAUUACUCCAAGAUAACAUGGAAGAUCGAAAACAAAAACAAGUAUAUAUUUUGUAUUGAAAUUUUAGUUGAUAAUAUUUAAGUUUAAUAAAAAAAGGCAGGAAUAACAAAUGAUCGAUUAGUCGUUAAUAAAUUAGGACUUAAAUUCGAUCCAGUUUGUUGGAAAAAAACACAUGAGAAAGGUAGAAUUUAAUAUGUUUGCAUUGUAAAUAUAAGAUAUAUAUUAUAUAAAGGAGAAAGAUUGUAAAGCUGAUAGAAGAUUAGCAUGUGCACAUUGUAUAAUUGAAGAACAUGAUUAACAUGUUUCUAAUAAAAUAACAGUUGAAUAAUAUUGUGAAGCAUUUGAAUACAAUUAUAAGUAAUAUGUGUUAUAAGUAUGAUCAUAAUUUGCUAGUGUAGGUAGCAAAAAUGGAGGAAAAUUAUAAAAAAUGCAAGAUGAUUGAUGUUAUAGAAUAAAUUGAUCAAGAUAUUAAUACCAUAUUUGAAAUAUUAAAAUAUUAACUGAAGACACUAAGAGAUAAAUAUAUAAAAGACAUGUAAACAUAUUCAGAAACCACUAAUGCAACUUUAAUUUAAAAUUUUAAUGAUGAAAGACAGAUCCUUUUAAAGAUGAAAGAGUAUGCAAAUAAAAACCUUUAUGAAAUGACACCAGCUGAAAUGGAUCAUAGUUUAUUGUUAAUAGGAAGUACUCAUAUUGAAUAAAUAAUUAAUAAAUUAACAAAUUUUGAAGAAUAAGGUGCCAAAAUUACUAGUACAAUGAAAGCUUAAUGGAAAUGGAUAUAUGAAGAAUUAGAAGAAAAAUUAAGAGAAGUAGUCUCUUAAGUUGGAUAGUAUAAUUUAAAUGUCUUAUAAUUAAAUGAAACUACUGGAAAAAGAACUCCAAUAGAUUCAGUCAAUAUUUUAUUAUAAGAUCAAAAAUAUUAAGAUAUGACUGCAUAAUAUACAAGUACAACUAAUAAGUCUGAAUCAAUACAUAUAUCAACAUUUUAAAGAACUAAUUAUUCAUAGUAGCCACUUCUAAAACUUUAACCAAUUUAAUUAUUUUAGUAAUUUCAAUCUGUAGAUAAAUAAUCAAAUAAGCCUAAUACUUCUAAAUUUGCAGAUUCAAUAUCAGAAAAUUCAAAAUAACUAGAUAGUCCUAAGGAACAUACAAAAAGUAUUAGAUAGGUAGCUGGAUCAUCAGAUGUAACAUCUCCUUUAAAAAGAGAAUUGAAUUAAAAAUAAACAACAUCAAAAUAAAAUUCUUUGAGAAAUCUUAUGCUAAAAAAUCACAAUUAAUAAUUGAAAGAUACAAAUAAUUAGAUUAUAAUAAAUAAUAAUUGUAAUUAAAAAUAAUAGACUUAAAUUCGAUAAAUCAGUCCAAAUGGAAUGAAUUAUUAUUAUUAAAGUGAUGGUAAAAAAUUAGAUGGUAAAAGAGGAAAUCAUUUAUAAUCACAAAGUUCUUCAUCUCUUAAUUAAUAAUCAUUAGAUAAAAGAUUAUCUGCAUAGAAAUUCUAAAGUUAUCACUUUACAUGUAAUAAUAAUAAUAUGAAGUGUAUACAUAAUGAUAUAAUAAGAGCUUAUCCAAUAUUUGCUUGUUGUAAUUAAGUAAUUAUAUUAUUUAAUAUAUAGGCAUACCCUUGUUAUGAAUGUCAUGAUUAAGUUUCCAAUCAUAAAGCACAUAUCACAAUUCCAUCAUAAAGAUAUUGUUCAAUGUGUAAAGAAAUAUUUACAGUAAAUCUAUUGUCAACAGUGGAUGUAAAAUGUUAUCAUAAAGGAUUAAUAGAUUAAGAAUAAUCAUAAAAUAAUCCUCAUUCAUGA
Paramecium pentaurelia is the source of this 1813-nucleotide messenger RNA. The record is from the annotation of a GenBank genome assembly. Lineage: Eukaryota; Ciliophora; Oligohymenophorea; Peniculida; Parameciidae.